UGUGUUGCCCGAGCCACAAGAAACCGAGCAGCUGCAGCGUGCGAAUGAUUCGCCCCGCGCACCGCUCGAUGAGCCACCCCUGACAAAGGAGGGGCUGGAGUCGGAAGAGGAGGCCGCACACCAACUGAUGGCGGAGGAUGAAUCCGAAGCCAUGACGGCGGCGUUGGGUGAGGCCUCCGGCAAGCCAGAGGCAGCAGAAUUGCAACGGCAGCUUGAUGCGCUUCGCCGGCAGAAGGACAAGCUGCGACUGCAGCUUAGGGAGGCGCGCCGUGGACAGGAGAAGCUGGACAUCCUGCGUCGACACAACGAGGAUCUGCAGUCUAGGCUAAAUGAUGCGCGCCGUGGACAGGAGAAGCUGGAUGCCCUGCAGCGACACAAUGAGGAGUUGCAGUCGCAACUGUGUGAGGCGCGUCGUGCGGAGGAGGCGUUGGAGGAUGCCCGCCGCCAAACCAGGCAGUCGCAGAGGCAGGUUGAGGAUUUGCGCCGCUCUGAGAAGCGCCUGAGGGAGGCUUGUGAAGCCACUAGGGCAAGGGAAGAGGCGCUGAUGCAGAAACUGCGUGCAGCCGAAAAUGCGAUUGCUGUGGCGAGGAAACAUGAGGAUGCCGUAAAGCAGAAGGCACGCGGCAUCAUAAAUGCGGUGAAAACAGAGUACCAGCGACAACCAUUUGUGUUGCCCGAGCCGCAAGAAACCGAGCAACUGCAGCGUGCGAAUGAUUCGCCCCGCGCACCGCUCGAUGAGCCACCCCUGACAAAGGAGGGGCUGGAGUCGGAGGAGGAGGCCGCACACCAAUUGGUGGAGGAGGAUGAAUCCGAAGCCAUGACGGCGGCGUUGGGUGAGGCCUCCGGCAAGCUAGAGGCAGCAGAAUUGCAACGGCAGCUUGAUGCGCUUCGCCGGCAGAAGGACAAGCUGCGACUGCAGCUGAGGGAGGCGCGUCGCGGACAGGAGAAGCUGGACAUCCUGCGCCGACACAACGAAGAUUUGCAGUCUAGGCUAAAUGAUGCGCGUCGCGGACAGGAGAAGCUGGAUGCCCUGCAGCGACACAAUGAGGAGUUGCAGUCGCAAUUGUGUGAGGCGCGUCGUGCGGAGGAGGCGUUGGAGGAUGCCCGCCGCCAAACCAGGCAGUCGCAGAGGCAGGUUGAGGAUUUGCGCCGCUCUGAGAAGCGCCUGAGGGAGGCUUGUGAAGCCACUAGGGCAAGGGAAGAGGCGCUGAUGCAGAAACUGCGUGCAGCCGAAAAUGCGAUUGCUGUGGCGAGGAAACACGAGGAUGCCGUAAAGCAGAAGGCACGCGGCAUCAUAAAUGCGGUGAAAACGGAGUACCAGCGACAACCAUUUGUGUUGCCCGAGCCACAAGAAACCGAGCAGCUGCAGCGUGCGAAUGAUUCGCCCCGCGCACCGCUCGAUGAGCCACCCCUGACAAAGGAGGGGCUGGAGUCGGAAGAGGAGGCCGCACACCAACUGAUGGCGGAGGAUGAAUCCGAAGCCAUGACGGCGGCGUUGGGUGAGGCCUCCGGCAAGCCAGAGGCAGCAGAAUUGCAACGGCAGCUUGAUGCGCUUCGCCGGCAGAAGGACAAGCUGCAGUCUACGCUUAGGGAGGCGCGCCGUGGACAGGAGAAGCUGGAUGCCCUGCAGCGACACAAUGAGGAGUUGCAGUCGCAACUGUGUGAGGCGCGUCGUGCGGAGGAGGCGUUGGAGGAUGCCCGCCGCCAAACCAGGCAGUCGCAGAGGCAGGUUGAGGAUUUGCGCCGCUCUGAGAAGCGCCUGAGGGAGGCUUGUGAAGCCACUAGGGCAAGGGAAGAGGCGCUGAUGCAGAAACUGCGUGCAGCCGAAAAUGCGAUUGCUGUGGCGAGGAAACACGAGGAUGCCGUAAAGCAGAAGGCACGCGGCAUCAUAAAUGCGGUGAAAACGGAGUACCAGCGACAACCAUUUGUGUUGCCCGAGCCACAAGAAACCGAGCAGCUGCAGCGUGCGAAUGAUUCGCCCCGCGCACCGCUCGAUGAGCCACCCCUGACAAAGGAGGGGCUGGAGUCGGAAGAGGAGGCCGCACACCAACUGAUGGCGGAGGAUGAAUCCGAAGCCAUGACGGCGGCGUUGGGUGAGGCCUCCGGCAAGCCAGAGGCAGCAGAAUUGCAACGGCAGCUUGAUGCGCUUCGCCGGCAGAAGGACAAGCUGCGACUGCAGCUUAGGGAGGCGCGCCGUGGACAGGAGAAGCUGGACAUCCUGCGUCGACACAACGAGGAUCUGGUUCCUUUUUUUUCUAGUGAUGUCGAUUCUUCAAGUGAAGGUGAUGUCAACGCUUUGCUUGGCUCGAUUGAUGUUGUUAUGAGGAAUGAUUUUUCGUUGGAUGAUUCACUUUCUGAUAUGGAUCUUUAUGGACUUUGUAUGAAUUUGGCACGCCUUGUCCUGAGAUUGCGUGAGCGUGUGUGUGUCCAGAGGGAGGCGUUGAAAAGGUACUUUGAGUGCCAGGAUCGCUUGCGUGAGUCUAAUGAGAUGCGUAUAAGGAGGCUGGAGGAGGAAUUUGAGGAUUUACUUAAGGAUGUAAGAAGGAGAGAUAAGAGGGAAUAA
Molecule: messenger RNA, 2563 nt
Organism: Trypanosoma cruzi
Lineage: Eukaryota; Euglenozoa; Kinetoplastea; Trypanosomatida; Trypanosomatidae
Product: antigenic protein, putative
Exons: 1
Source: RefSeq, a predicted model, not a curated record